Molecule: messenger RNA, 3756 nt
Organism: Delphinapterus leucas (beluga whale)
Lineage: Eukaryota; Metazoa; Chordata; Mammalia; Artiodactyla; Monodontidae
Product: heterogeneous nuclear ribonucleoproteins A2/B1-like
Biological process (GO): mRNA splicing, via spliceosome; mRNA transport
Cellular component (GO): catalytic step 2 spliceosome
Molecular function (GO): mRNA 3'-UTR binding; single-stranded telomeric DNA binding
Source: RefSeq, a predicted model, not a curated record
GUUCAGUAAAGCUUGGUGCCAAGGUAGAGACACUCAGCACCAUUUGGCCAUUUGGGAGAGAGGUGGUCAAAUGUGGCUGAAGGCUGCAAGGGGUCCCCAAAGGGCCAUCCGUUGUCACUUGUUUGGGUGAGAGGCACUGCUGUCAUUAAAGGUAUUCGUGCUCACAGGUAAACGGGAGUGUGUUUGAAUUCCCAGACCUAUGUCGAUCGAUGUUGAGUUUUGGGAGCAUCCAUCACAGGAGGGGUUUGGGCUAAGGCAGGCCCAGCACAGAUGAAGGCAAGAUGUGCAAUGAAUUUGUGCUGAAUUAAUGAGUGAAUUGGGGUGAAUGAAUGAAUGAAUGAAUAGUGGGUAAAUGAAUGACUAAAAGCAGAGCAAAUAAAUGAGUAAAACAAUCAUAAUAGCUAACAUUUAUUGAGCACUCACUAUACACCAGGCAUUACGCUAACCCACCUAUUAAAUGAUUUAAUAUUCGUAAUUAUGCUCUAGGUGGGCAUGGAUGGGUGAGGGAGAGAGUGAGAAUCUGACUCCCGGAUGUCUGAUUUUCCCCAAAUAACUGAGACUCUGGGGGCCCCCAGGAGACCAUCCAAAACCACUACUGCCCACAAGCCAUCAGGGUUUCACUGUGAGACUCCUGACAGUUGGGCCCAGCUGCCUCGAUCCUCGUUGGAGGACCAGGAAGCCGGCCGUAAGCUGCUGCCCUUUCGCUGCGCUCACCAUGAGAAGGUGUUGACAGUUCAGGUUCAAAAAGAUAAAAAGUGUAACUUUCCUGUGCAGAUUGAGGGUCUGGCCUCAGAGCCCAGUGAAAUCCAAGGCUCACUCAGGCCAGGGAAAAUCACCCCUGACUGACUGGGCUCUCAGCUUGGUUCCACAAGGCCCCACAGAGCUCACAAAGGCAUGAGAUGGGCUGUAACAGCAGAGGCUGGAGCUCAGCUCUCCAGCCACUGCCAUCCACUUUGGCUCCUUUGUUCCUGAAGGAAGCUGUUUCACACCCCCAUAGCUUUGCCCAUGAUGUUCCUUCAUUUUGUAGAGCCCCCACCCCACUCUUACAAAUCCUCUGUCCAGUUAGAUAAUACACACUCAGCUGUCAGGAAUCAACACAAAGAUCACCUCCUCCAUGAAGCCUUCUCUGAUUCUCCCCUUCGUGUCCCCACAGCAUCCUCCACCGACUUGGACCACAGACUCAUGACUUGUUAGAGCCCAGGUUCCCAAAUCUGGGGGUGCAAAAAAUUACCUGCAGACUUAUUUAUAAAAUAAAAAAAAAGAUUUCUGGACCCAAGCCUGUUAUACAAAGGUUUGGAGAGGACUGCUAUUUCCAGCAAGCUACAGGCUGUCUACAUCUCAGGAGCGGGUCACAGGACAGCUCUUGGGACUGGGGGAACCUGCAUUGACCUGUUUCACCAAUCAACCUAUUCUGAAAAAUUGAAAGUUGCUCAAGGUUGAUUCAAGGGCGGCAGCGGCUCCAGAGGCAGCAGCGCCGGGUCCCCGUGGAGGUGCUCCUAGAGUUUUCCUGGAGCAGUGGAAGUUCUGACCGCAGGGUCAGGACCCAUCAGGUUUGUGUUCUCACCAUAGAACAGGGGCCAGUUCGGUUCUGUUAGUGCCCUGAGAUCUCCCUCAUCCCCCUGAGUUUCGGAGAAAUGGCUGAAGCUAGUGAGCCCAUGAUGAAGAAAACUUCAAAAUCUGUUCCUUUGGAGAGGAAUAAGAGAGAAAAGGAACAAUUCCGUAAACUCUUUAUUGGUGGCUUGAGCUCUGAAACCACAGAAGAACGUCUGUGGAACCACUACCAGAAAUGGGGAUAUCUCACAGACUGUGUGUUAAUACGGGACCCUGUAAGCCAAAAAUCAAGAUUUGGUUUUGUCACGUUUUCAUCCAUGGCUGAGGUUGAUGCUGUCAUGGCUGCCAGACCUCAUUCCAUUGAUGGGAAAACAGUUGCUCCCAAACGUGCUGUCCCAAGAGAGGACCAUGGAAAGCCGGGGGCUCUUGUCACUGUGAAGAAGCUGUUUGUUGGUGGAAUUGCAAAAGAUACUGAGGAACGUCAUCUUAGAGAUUACUUUGAGAAAUAUGGAAAAAUCAAUGCCAUUGAAAUAAUUACUGACAGGCAGUCAGGCAAGAAAAGAGGUUUUGGGUUUGUUGCUUUUGAUGACCAUGAUCCCGUGGAUAAGGUUGUGUUGCAGAAAAAUCAUACCGUCAAUGGUCAUCAUGCAGAAGUAAGAAAGGCCUUGUCUAGACAAGAAAUGCAAGAAGGCCCAUGUUCUAGUAGUGGAAGAGAAAGAAACGCUGGUUUUGUAUAUUUUCAUGGUGGUGGUAGAAAGUUUGGAGCAGGAAACUUUGGAGGAAGGAACUUUACAGGAGGAUCUGACAGAUAUGGAAGAGGACAUACAUUUGGGGAUGGCUAUCAUGGGUCUGGAGGAGGACCCGGAGGUGGCAAUUUGGGGGGUAGCCCUGGACAUGGAAGAGGGCGAGGAGGAUAUGGUGGUGGAUAUGGCAACCAGGAUGGGAGCUCCAGAGCUGGUUAUGACAACUAUAAAAGGAGGAAUUAUGGAAGUCAAAAUUACAGUGAUUGGGGCUUCCCUGGUGGCACAGAUUAUAAGCAGAAACCCUCUAGGUACGAAUUACUGAAGAGUGGAAAACUGAGUGGUAGCAGGAACAUGGGGGGAUCAUACAGUGGAGGAAGCUAUGGUCCAAGAGGCAAUGGAGGAAGUGGGGGUUAUGGACAGACAAGAUGAUACUGAGCUUCUUAUUUGCCAUGGGCUUGACUGUAUAAAUAGAGAAUUAGAGCCCAGAGGUAACAGAAGAGCUUUAGGUUAUCGAAAUAACAAUGUUCAGGAAACUCUUAUCUCAGUCAUGCAGGGAUAUGGCAGAAGACACCAGAGCAGGUACACAGAGCUAUUUUGUGAGUGGACUCAAUUAUGUAAGAGCAUUACCUUCCUGUGGAGGAAAGACUAUAAAAAAUGCUUUUGAAACAGUUUCUUAGCUUUUGAAUUGUUGUGUCUUUCCAGUGGUCUCUAUAAAAGUGUGGAAGAAUCCCUUCUUUGAUAAUGUCAAAUUUCAAAGUUUUGGGUGACAUGUGAAACCUUUUUCAAGAUUUUUCUCAAAGUCUUGAAAGACUAUUAGCCAGAAUCAUGGUGUAAUAAGACAUAACAUCGUUCUUCUAAAAAAUUCGAUUUCGUGUGUAGAGUUAAGAAGCUGUUGUACAUUUAAGAUUUAAUAAAAUAAUUCUAAAGGUAAAACAGUAGUAGUUUGUCCUCUUUGAUAAUUUUGCACUUUUAGUUUUUACCUUUUAAAUGUUUUUCUUGUUUUAUGAUAUCAAAUUUUGAAGUGUAAUGAUAUGACUUACCUAUAUUAUGAAAUGGUUACCAAAAAAACCUUUUUCUUCUUGUGAUGAACAGGAUUUACUGCCUUAACAACUUUAAUAGUAUCCUACAGCUGUGCUAAUUUUGGUCUUCUUGUACAUUCCAUCUUUUGUAAUGGUGAAUAACUUGUCAUGUAUCUAUUGGUCACUUGUAUAUCUUCUUUGGAUAAAUGUCGAUUCAGUUCCUUAGUCCAUAUUAUAGUUUGAUUAUUUGCUAUUGUGACGUAUGAGUUUUUGUUGUACAUCACCUGUUUUGUAUUUAUUUACCUUAUAACUGGAAGUUUGUACCUUUGAACAACCUUUAUCCUGUACUGCCUCCCACCAAUUUUCUGCUGCUGGGAGCCACAAGCAUGAUGCAUGAUUCUUUUUCUGUGAGUUUAAUCAUUUUCUUCGGGAUUUCACAAAUA